Oncorhynchus kisutch (coho salmon) is the source of this 1518-nucleotide messenger RNA. RefSeq names its product UPF0600 protein C5orf51 homolog. Lineage: Eukaryota; Metazoa; Chordata; Actinopteri; Salmoniformes; Salmonidae. Gene Ontology annotation, biological process: mitophagy. The transcript is spliced from 6 exons. The record is from RefSeq and is a predicted model, not a curated record. Bases 181 to 1014 code for a protein of 277 amino acids.
AAAACGUAAUUGAAAAAGUACAUUUCGUGUUUAUACGUCACAACGCACAAAUCCGUUUGAUGGGAAAACGCUCAUAUUUUCGGAUUUUAGAAUAGUGGCGUGAAAUCCGCACAAAUAAUAAAAUAAACACGUUUACCAUGUGAAUGGAUCGUCAUAGCGUCACGUGACAGUGUUUUAGUCAUGGCUGACGACUGCAGAAGACAGGCGUUCGAACUGGAGAGAAGGAUUUUUGAGUUGGACAAUAAAUGCGCCAGCCUCAGAACCGAGAAACAAGAUGAUGACUAUUUACAGAAUGCUUCUUUGAUACUAGACAAGUUGAAAAGCUUUUACAGACAAGGGGGGGAGAGUAACAGUCUGCCUAAACUGCUUCAGGAUUACACUCAGGUGAUCCUGGACAUCACAUUCUAUGAGGAAAACAAGCUGGUGGACCAGGAGUUCCCAGAGGACUGCUCACCCUUUAAGAUCCAACAGCUGCUGCAGGACCUCACAGAGCCAGAAGUGUUGGCCGGUAGACUGGUCCCGGCCCAAGAGGUGCAGUCAGUGCUGGGGCUAGAGGUGUUAGAGUGCCUCUACUGGAGACGUGGAGCACUGCUUUACAUGUACUGCCACACACUCCACCAACGCAAGCAGUGGAUCAAGAAGAACAAAGCCACUUUCCUCAAGUGUCUUCAGGAGGGUGUACGUUACCUGAUGAGGAUGCUGCAGGUGAGGAACUCCGUGAAGCUCAACGAUGGGGUGGUGUUUCACGACUCUGCUACCGCCAACUUCCUGGCUGAAGGCAUCUUCUCAGACACCCACCUGCUGACGAUGAUGUACAUAGGGGAGAUGUGUUUCUGGGCAGUGAAGUACGAGGACUGCAGCGUGGAUUCCACGGAACGCAAAGAGGACCGGCUUCACUUCCGGGACAUUGGGACGCAGAUCCUACACAAAUACGUGCUUGUCUGUGACGGCCCUCUUCAGGGCCAGGGCUGGAACACAGAGAAUGCCAAGGAAAUCCUAAGUAUCUUACAGUGAACCAGGGAGGGCUAUGGGUACAAGUUUCCUUUAGGCACUGAUCUAGGAUCAGAUUAUCAAACCCCACAUUGUAAUGCUAAGCAUUACGGGAGGAGGCAUCUGAUGGAUCAGUUUCUAGGGUGAACUUCUUUCUGUUCUGAAAGGCUCUGGCUGACUGAAGGGUGAAGUUUGGGGCAAGGGUAGGUGAAGAAUGAAGGGCUAGGGUAGGGAGGGAUGUUAAUGGGAUGUGAGUCUCCCAUCUCCUGCAAGAAGCACUUAUCUUCCAAAUUUCAGACUGUUGGUUGGGCAUGUGUUUUGCUCUGAGAAUGGUAGAAUAAAUACAUUAAAAUAAGAUUAUUAACAAAAUAAAUUGUAAAAACAAAGUAUUGUUUGAAGAUGAAUCAUAAUCUAGCUUGUAAUGAAACAUUGCAUAGCAACUUUUUUUAUUUAUUGUUUUAAUUUUGUUAUGUUUUAAAUUAAUUGCAUCUAUAUAUAAAUAUAUAUUGGGGGGGGGGGUAAGAUGGG